UCCGGAGCAGAAGCUGUGAAAGCGAAGCCGGAAGAUGGCGACGGAGGGCAAGGAGAGGCCCUGACGCUGCUUGCCACCUACUGCGGCAAGAGGCUGAGUCUGACAGUCCCAAACCAGCGCCAGGUGGGCGGACGUCGUGCAAGGCUUGAGUCGAGACGCUCACACGGCAAGUGACGACCUGCCACUCUCGCUCCUCUACCAGGGCGACCCCAUCGACGACAUGCACCUCUGGAGGUGGCGCUGGCGAAAAUGAAAGGACAGUGAUGCCAUUCAUCUGGUGAAGAGAAGCGUUCAGACCUCCGGGAAGACACGGUCCACAAGAGCAUGUACCCGUGACGGAUGGCUGUAUGCUUACUGUAGCACCUGCGAAGGACUCGGUAAGAUUAGACCCAUCUUCAAGUGCUCCAGUUGCAAAGAGGAAGGAGGCUUCGAACGCCAGAUCGCUGAGGCCAGUGGCUCAUUUGACGGGAGUACCCUAAGAGCGGAUCAUCGGGACUUGCAAACUGUGCAGAGAAGACAUGAGUGUACGUGCCCAAAUCAGUUCCAAUGCCAAGUGUGGCCUGCGAGGAAAGAGGAGACAGGCCAUCUCCGGCAGAUCAGGGACAACAUCCACGAUAUUCCCUGCAUGAAGUGCUCCUUGAGGCAGGAAAUUGUGAUCCAAAUGCGCUGCAGUUGUCGGCAUUGCAUGUGUCUCGUCUGCUUCCGCAACAUGUGUAGAGUGAAACUAGACAACAACUCUUUCGGAAACUUCGAGGGUUUUGGCUACUCUGUCUGCUGCCCAGGCACUGGAGCCGAUUGUAAAGAUGUUCCCAUUCUGGAUCCUCAUCAUUUCAAGAUUGUGGACGAGAACCCUGCCAUGGAUGGAACCUUUUACAAGAGGUUCAAAGACAAAUCGUUGGACAACUAUCGUCCGUCUGGAGACGACAUUCUGUGUGUCUGUAAGAAGGAGAUUACGAUGUCUUCUGCUCGCUCCGUGCCAUCUGAGCCAGUCAAGCAGCAAGAGGCUCAGUCAACUGUCGCAGGACAAAAGUGGUACUCUUCUUGGGUGAGUAUCUUCAAGAAGAAGCAGGAGCCAGCCACGCCCCCUGCACCCCGCAGGACUCGCCGCAAGGCCAGCUGUGCUGACUGCAGCACCGAGUACUGCAUGGAGUGUAAGAUGGUCUGGCACACCGGGGACUGCCCCGUCGUCGACGACAAACAACUGAAAGAACAACUACCCGCUUCUCUGGUUGACGGUAUGGUGCUUCGCUGGAGGCCUUCUCUCCAGUUUCCUAGUCUUCCAGUAUCACCAGCUGCCAAUGGCCACCCCAGACCCACUGUGUCAUGCCCCGUGUGUUCCCAGGACAACUGCCUUCGUCAUCCCAACCAGCCUGCUCGCCAGUACCUCCAGCCAUGGGAUGGUCUGACAGUGCCUUCUACUGUGGACACCGCACUAACUAAAUUUUUAGAGCUAGUUUUGGAAAAAUUCAUCUACUCUUGGCAAAGGAACCUUCUCCAUGACGAUGCAUUUGUGGACGAGGUCCGUGUGUCCAUCAGACAUGCAGCCUCAGUUGUUCUCAGGAGGACCCAGCAGAUCGACAUUCCAUUGCUGAUUACUGGCAAGAUAAUGAGGGUUGCGGCUGCACACUUUCACACCUGUCUGAAGGCCAAAGAGAAGUUACCUGCAGGAGCAGACGUGUGCAAGCUGGAAGCCGCUGUUCUGAAGGAGCUCGGAAGCCACACCCACUCCGCUCUCCGAGGACCGACGGCAGAAACCCACUAUUUUCAUCACCUCUUGUCUUCAGCCCUCCCUCUCCUCCUCCCCUCACAUCACAACCAGAGCAGGGUCAUGCGAGAGCUCCUUCAGGAGCUGUUUGCUGCCAAGGUGUUUGUCCCUGCACUUCACUUUGUCUCCAGACCAGAAUUUGUGAAUAAGAUAUUGACCAUCGUCUUCAACAAGGGCUCUAGGGUACACAAGACCGUCGUUCCAGCUCCUCGUGAUGUUCAAUUCCUCGCUGCCUUUGCCCAGCGACGCAGUCCGACCUUUGGACCCCUGCGUCCCUCUCUCGGCUCCGUCGUGAACACACCCACCGAACUGUAUGGCUUCAUUCAGUACAUGAAGUCUGUGGAGGCCAUAGGAGUGCUGAACCUCUUUCUGACACUCAACCCCACCCCCUCACUGGCUGCUGCUCUCUCUCCCUCGCUGAGCCCCGCCCAGAGGUGGGCGUGUCUGCGGGACUCUCGGCUGGUCCAGAGAUGUACCAUCAGGUCUACCAACUACUGGAGGAUACCUACUACCCUCACUACUGCCAGAGUGAGCAGUUCUAUUCCAGGUACCUGGUACCGCAGUCAAAUGGGUUCAAAGGUCGUACGGAACGUGGGCAACACCCCUCGUCUGGAACGAGCAGCUGAGAGGAGGCGUGGCCGAGUUUCCCAACUCUCCGCCCCCUCGUUGGAGGACCUCAACAGUGACUCCAGAUCAGAGCACUCUGACUCUGAGUGUGAUUCCGGGGACUUGGUACCAGUCCCGGCCAAGGUCCAGAUUGUGGAUCAGGAGACCCAGUCUGGAGUCAAGCCACACACCAUGUACGUCAUACUCAGCUGGUGGGAGGGAGAUGAGGGGAAGUCAAAGACAAUGAAAGUCAAAAGGAGGUUCAAAGAAUUUGCUGAGUUGGACACUCGACUCCGACAGUUUUACGCUGAUCUGCAGCUCCCUCCUCUACCGUCCAAGAGAACGCUGCGGAACAUGGACAGCUCAUUCGUGGCAGGGAGAAGCCGAGACCUAGAGACAUACCUGCAGGCCCUCCUGCAGCUGCCCCCCAUCAGCUCCAGCCACCUCCUCUCCUCCUUCCUCUCCAAUACGUCCGACCCUUCCCUCUUCAUGCCUGACUCCAUGGGAGAGAGGGCCGGAAAGAUGAUCAAAUCAGUCACUGUCCCCGGACGAAACAAAGAGAAGGGGUUGUUACUGACGGAUCUGUUGCAGAGAUUGGUCCAGACCACAGAGACUGUGUCCUCACAGCCGAGCGAGGAGGUAAUAGAGAGGGUAGCCAUGGCAACGAGACAGUGGGAGGAAAAGACGGAGACGUACCAGCGGCAGUUGGAGGAAGAUCUGUCUCAUUCCCAGACCAGUCGCAUUAAACCAGGGGAGAGGGCAAGAGAUACACCAGAGCCACUGGAACUGGAAGGAAUCAUGGAUCUAGUGGUCUACAUUGCUGUGAGGGUGUUCAAGGUGACUCAGCUCCAAAUGGCGGUCCUCCUCCUGAUCAAGAUGUUGGGUCAGAGAACUAUUGAGACCUACAUUCACCAUUUUGUGUCAAGAAAGGUGGAGCUGCUGUCUCAAGAGAGGGUGUUAGCUGAGCUCAUCGCACUAAUCAGAGAUAACCUGUUUCCUGGAGCCGGCAAUCCUCCAGGAGAGGUGGUGGGGAGAUUGUCUGGGGAGGAGGGAGACUUGGCUUGGCGGGCCCUCGGCCAGCUCCUCAGCUACCCUCCAGAGCUCCUGGUGACUGCCCUUGGACAGGACCGGUACAGAGGGGGUGUGGUCAUCUUGUUUGAGUUUCUCCAGUGCCACGCCCUCAACAAACAGCUGUUCUACUCUCUGCUGGAUGUCAUAGUGACGGAGUUGUUCCCCGAGCUCAACCACACCACAGACCAACAUUCCGCAUGAGCACCAUGGCAACUGAUUGUCAAUCACCCCAGCGUCACACUUGCCACACACAAAGUUAUAUUUUCUUAUGUGGAGAGAAAGCUAUCAUCAGUAAUCACAAAAAUUCAAAAAUGUGAUAUUGUUAGGCGUAAAGUACAAUUAUUGAAACAUCGAAGAAUGACCUACAUUACAUAAUCUGAGAUAAUUGUUAGUGUGAUUCCUACAUGAUGGCAACUUCGGCCAUAAAUUGGUAAAUCUCGUUAAGAAAUUAAUGCUACAUAAUAUGUUCUAAAUUUGUGUGAGGUGUGGGGUCAAAGGUCAGAUGUUACUCUCGUCCGUGGGGUCGUGGCCGGUCUGUUGGGUCUGCUCCAGACGGCGGUGACGGAAAUUCUCAUAGUGGACCUUGUCUGUUGUCUCCUUUAGAUCCUGCAGGUGGGUCUUGAUGAGCAUGUCCCUCAGCUGAGAGAACUCGCAGUGUUUCCUGUUCUCCACUUCGAUGAAUCCCCACUUGGUCUGUCUCCCCAGCAGUUUCUUACCCCCCACAGCCACUUCACGGUCGCUGCCUAUCACUGCAAAUGGGAUGUAUUGCUCAAUCUUGUGAUUAGCGGCAGCAUCCUCCUCGUCCUCGGCGCCGUAGGCUGUGGGGUAGAUGUUGAUGCCGUGGAAAUGGAGGUCUUCCUUAAUCCUCUGUUUGAAGCUGUCCCUCUCCUCGAUGGUGAGGGUAUCGGCCUUUGCGAUCACCGGGACGACGUUCACAAAACCGUGGAGGUGCUUCAUGAACUCCACGUCAAUGGGACGAAGGCUGUGUCCAGUCGGAGGAAUGAAGUAGAGACAGCAGUGGACGCGAGUGUCUGGGAUCACCUUCUUCCUAUUAAUGCUCACCUCCUCGUUGAGGUAGCGAUCAAACUGUUCAUUCACAAACUCGGCGAUUGGCUCCCAACACUUGUCGUUGUUGACCUGGUCUCCGAACCCUGGGGUGUCGGUCACAGUUAGCUUCAGACGGACUCCCUGCUCUUCUAUCACAUGACUGACAGACAUGACCUCGGUGGUGGGCGGAACCACAUGGGGACCGGGAGUGGCUGCGGUGCGGCUGAUCUUGGCACGGAAUAGGGUAUUGAUGAGAGUCGACUUCCCCAAUCCAGUCUCCCCUACGACCAUGAGAUUGAGCUCAAAGCCUCGUUUGAUUGAUUUCUUCUUGAUCUGCUCCUGGAUCGUGUCGAAUCCAACGUAGCCGCUCAGCUUCGUGGACAGGUUACCCCAGCGAGUGGUUUGGGACAUUACGUCCGCCAUUAGCUCCAGGAACUCGGCAAACGACAUCGUACCGUCUCCUUCCCUCUGACUGACCCAGAACUGGAUUAGCUGCAGGUCGCUCUCCUUGGCAGUGGAUCCCAGGACCUUCCCUGCCAGUGACGGUACGACGCUGGUAGGCACGUUCCCUGAUUCCUCCGUGUCAGCCCCUCUGAAGAUCUUGGCUAUUACAUCGUAUUGGCCCUGCGUGAGGAUAAUGCCUGCCUCCAUGUCUGACAGUUGUCUCUGUCUCUCCUUUCUUUCUCCACAGACAAGAUUUCGACUUUAGAGAGUCAACGUCUCCCUAGCUCACACACAGUCCACACCCAAGUC
Geodia barretti is the source of this 5242-nucleotide messenger RNA. The record is from the annotation of a GenBank genome assembly. NCBI's taxonomy places the organism in Eukaryota, Metazoa, Porifera, Demospongiae, Tetractinellida, Geodiidae.